Messenger RNA from Cryptomeria japonica (Japanese cedar), 3353 nucleotides. RefSeq lists its product as uncharacterized. The record is from RefSeq and is a predicted model, not a curated record. The transcript has a single exon. Bases 178 to 2904 code for a protein of 908 amino acids. Lineage: Eukaryota; Viridiplantae; Streptophyta; Pinopsida; Cupressales; Cupressaceae.
GUGAAAUUAAACAGUACCAUUGUGAAAUCGCUAGAAUCCGAUGCAUUUUAUUCACCAGUACAAAAUAAAGCUAUUAUUUAUCAUAUUUCCUCGCAUGGCGUGGGCAGAAACAAGAAAUUUAAAAAGCGAAGAGGCCAAAAGGGCUUGAGGAAGAAGAAAACCAGUGUGCGAUUUACGAUGGCUCCAAAGAGGAAGAGAAAGACCCAGCAAGUUGCGUAUGGUAGAAAGAAGAAGGAGUUGCAGCAGGAGGAGCACGAGGAGGAACAAGACCAGGAAAAGGAUCAAGAGCAGGAACAACAGGAGGAGGUUGUUUUGAAGAGGAGCUCCAGCUACAGCAGCAGUGAUCGAGAUGAAGUCGGCCCUAUAACGACACCACAACCAACAACAAAAACCACCACCACAAGCAUCAUCAACAUAGUGUCAUCGAGCAAAAAAAAGGCAAGAAAAGGUAGGCAAAUUUCAUUCCAGAAGGCUAAAACGAUUGAUUUUCUUAAACAAACUAUGCAACCAGUUCUUUUGUCAAACACCCAUUUGGCUGAUUUGUCUAAACACGAGGAGGUCUUUCAGAAAUUGGGUUUGUGGGAGUUCGCGAAUUUUGAUUUUGAUUUAGAACCUAGUAUAGGUGACUUGGCCCAGCUUGUCAUCACAUAUGACCCUGGAAAUCAUUAUAGUAUUGUGAAGGAUACAAGGAUUAGGGUCUCCAGGGCUGAUUUGGCCAAGAGUUUGAGGAUUCCUUACAAGAAGGAGAAAAACUCCAGUUUUCUUGAAAUGCCUGAUUUUGAGGGCACACCUGGUUACUCAAUCAAGAGUUGUGGCGCGGAGGGGAUUAAGGCUGCUUUGUAUUUUGUGUCUUCUAGGGUCUGUCCCUGUGAUGACCCAAGUUUGAUCUCAGAGGAGAUGCUGGGCCUGGUAGAGAAGGCUUUGAAGUCGGAGCAGAAUGUUGACUGGGCUAGUCUGAUCUGGUCGAGGGCAGAAAAGGAGCUCUUACAGAAUAAAGAAUUGGUGAAGUUCUACUAUGCCUUGCAUUUCCAGCAGUUGAUUAGAAACCAGAGGCCUGAUUUACUGUCGAAGGAUCCGACUGAGGCUGGGCAUGGAGAAGAUGAGAAUAUCGUCUCGAGUUCAAAGAUUUUUGAGGAUUUGGAAGGUGCAAAUGUUGACAAUGAGGGGGAUGCGCCUGAGGAUGGAGGGAUUCUUGAUGAGAAACAGGAUGAGGAGGGUUUGCAGCAAAAUAUAGAAUCAGAAAAUGAUGAUAAGGAAGUAAGCGACGUGAUGGACCAACGGGAAGUGGAACAUGUGGUGGACCAACAGAGGGUGGAAGAUGUUUCGGACCAACAGGAGGUGAAAAGUGUGCUGGAUGAACAGGUUGUGGAAAAUGUGUUGGAUCAACAAGGGGUGAAAAAUGUGUCGGAUCAACAACGAGAGGAAGAUGUGAUGGAUCAGCAGGUAGCAGAAGAAAAUGAUGGAGUUGGGAGUAUGAGAAACGAUGAGGACACGCACAGUAGCAAGGGAUUAGUAGAUAUGACGCUUCGGCCAUGCAACAUUAUUGUUGAAGAAAAGAGAGAAUCUGAUGAAGACAGCAGAGGUUCAAGAAGAUUACAGAAGGACAAUAAGAAGUUGGAUGGGCCAACCGAAGCAUCCUCACACGGGGAGCAUUUUGUUAGGCCUCCUUCAAUAGAUAAUGAACUAUCAGAGCAUGAGAAGGGCACAAUGUCCAACUUGGAUGCCUGCCUUGGAAAGAUUACAUCACCUGGGCAACUAUUAUCUGAAUUUGAUAAUGGUAUAAUGGCCACCACUAAUGCCAAUUUUGAGAAGACCAUUGCGGCAGAGCCCCAAUUUUUAGAUGGAGGCAAAGCCACAAUGUUGAAUUCUACUGAUUACCUUGAGAAAUCCAUUCCAACAGAGCCCCAAUUUAUAGAUGGAGAUCCAGCCAUGAUGUUGAAUUCCGCAGCCCAUCUUGAAAAAAAUACUUCAGCUGAACAGAUGAUGUUUGAAAUGGGAAAAUGUAUGGGUUUGAAUCCAGGUGCACACCUGCCAACUUCCACAUCAGCAGAACAUCUGUUGAUGUCAGAGCUAGAGAAGGGCAUGAACUUAAAUUCAGCUUUACAUGUCCAGAGGGAUCCUUCACCUGAGAAUCUCAUCAUGUUUCUGAAUCAGGGCCCGUCCCAUUCUGGAAAUGUUAGAAAGAAGGAAAUAGAUGAAGAUAAUGAGUUUAAUGGUGCCUCUGAGAAGAAGCAUAGGUCUGAUCUUCCUUUGAGUUUUGGUGCGUGCAUGGCAAAUGUGUAUGAGUACUUGCAAAGGGCUGAAAACUGUUAUAUGAAUGAGAAGCAGACACUCACUCAGAGUGCUAAUGGCGAGAUUCAAGAUUUGUAUCAGCAGUUGAACCAGAGGGAUUAUGCAAUCCAACGGCUGCAGAUGAGCAAACAAGAAGAGCAGCAGAGGGCAAUAGAAUUCUCUAAGCUAAAAAAUAAUUUGCUUCUUACAAAUAAAACAUUUUUUGGCUACACCAAAGCCUUGGAGGAAGCACAGGAUACAAUUAACCACUUGAGGGAGACAAUUCGACUACAGGAUUCAACCAUAGGAGACUUACACCAGCAGUUAGAACAGAAGCAGACGCUUAUGGAAGAUCUAGAAAUUUAUUUCAAAGAGCAUAUUGGCCAUUUGAAUCAAUACAUGAAGGAGAAGAAUGAAAAGUUACUGAAUGAUCUUGACAAGGGUAUGCAUAAACAAGCAAGUCUGGAAGAAAAAUUAGAUAUGCUUAAAGCUCAGAUUGAGAAACAAAAAUCAGGGAUUGAGAAUCAACAACCAGAGUUUGAGAAAGAACAACCAGAGAUUGAGAAGGAACAACCAGAGAUUGAGAAAGAACAACCAGAGAUUGAGAAAGAACAAUCAACACCUCCAACUUAGAACAAUUUAUUAGAUCCCUUAUGACUGGAUGGUAGAGAUGGGAUUCUGGAGAGAUAAGCAUAAGCAAUAUUCAACACGUCAAAAGUAUGCUUAUUCUGCUUAAAAUUAUAUAAACUGACAAAUUAAUGUUCAAUUCUAUAAACUUUUGUCCAGAGUUUCCUUACUGUUGUACAGUCAUAGACUCAUAGUUUGAACCCUGGGAUAGGAUGGCCUGAGAAUCGCUGCUUCACAUUUGGGUAUUCUUAUCUAAGCUGACUGUUUCAGUUUCAGGAGGCAGUUUGAAACUCUUAAACGGGAUAUUCUGGAAUCAAAUAGUACUGAAAUUUGCAGUAGUUUAUUACUGUGCACAACAAGGUGGUCCAAAUGAAAGGAAGAAUGGCUAAUCCUUCGAUUUUUGGUUUGCAUAUGGCUCAAAAUUAUUCAAUACCAGAUCUUUAAACUCUAAGCUA